UGAUCAAGUGAUCACAGAACCCAUGGGAACAUGCAUAAAAGCCAGUUCUGUGGGAGCGAGCAUCACAUCCUCAACUGAGCCGACACUUCUAUCAUCAUUCGCCAAUCCUGUAUCAUUUUAUGGCAAUCAUGAUCACACUCAAGUUCGGGACUCUUCUGUUUGCUUGUGUGCUGAUCUUUUGUCAGAUGUACAUCACUCAGGCAGCUCCAUCCAGAGGUCGUGAAGACCCCAAUGCUGAUGGAGUCACUCUAUCGAAUGAUGAUAUUCAGAAGUUACUAAGAGCCAUUAAAGAGUUCAUGCAGCUCACUUCAGAUGAGCAAGAGCGCCAAACAGCUGAUGGAAACAGCAACACGACAGCACAGAAGAGGGCUUGCAACACCGCCACCUGCGUCACCCACCGCUUGGCUGACUUUUUGAGUCGUUCCGGGGGGUUGGGCCACCGCAACUUUGUGCCCACCAGCGUGGGGGCGCAAGCUUUCGGCAAACGGAGGCGACGCAGCCCUGAGUGAGCGCACGGGUGUCAACGCGAAUUGAAGCGCUGCGUCAUCGUUCCUCCUCAUCACACAUAUGGACUGAUGUUUCCUGUUCUCAGACCAUUGCUGCUGUUCAUUAUUAGCCUUUCGUGAAACACAUAUAUAAAUUAUAUUGGCAAAUAUGUUCAGAAUGAGUAUUAAAGAUGGUGGACGGACGAUUUGUCCUGUAGCUGCCUGUAACUGCUGUCCUGACCCCGUGUAAGCGGUAUUGUGUGUCAUACUUCAAGUUUACCAUGAAACCUUUAACUGUACUGUGGCUGUCUGGUACUUUCAGAUAAUUCAAGGCCAUCAUAUUUAAUCAUAGUGCACACUGCGAAUGCUAUGGUAAAACCUGUGUUUAUGACUGCAUGUAAUAUAAUCCCUGUAACAGUUGUGAGUUGAAAGCAGUAAUAAAUUGUAUUUUAGCUACACAAGGCA
Hippocampus comes (tiger tail seahorse) is the source of this 950-nucleotide messenger RNA. It is a transcript of the gene calca, whose product is annotated as calcitonin/calcitonin-related polypeptide, alpha. The transcript has 5 exons. Lineage: Eukaryota; Metazoa; Chordata; Actinopteri; Syngnathiformes; Syngnathidae. The record is from RefSeq and is a predicted model, not a curated record. Bases 120 to 509 code for a protein of 129 amino acids. Gene Ontology annotation, cellular component: extracellular region. Gene Ontology annotation, molecular function: calcitonin receptor binding; hormone activity. Gene Ontology annotation, biological process: adenylate cyclase-activating G protein-coupled receptor signaling pathway; regulation of cytosolic calcium ion concentration.